Messenger RNA from Aspergillus heteromorphus CBS 117.55, 1542 nucleotides. Its product is annotated as quinate permease. NCBI's taxonomy places the organism in Eukaryota, Fungi, Ascomycota, Eurotiomycetes, Eurotiales, Aspergillaceae. The record is from RefSeq and is a predicted model, not a curated record. Gene Ontology annotation, molecular function: carbohydrate:proton symporter activity. Gene Ontology annotation, cellular component: membrane. The transcript has 5 exons. Gene Ontology annotation, biological process: transmembrane transport; carbohydrate transport. Bases 1 to 1542 code for a protein of 513 amino acids.
AUGCACGGCUCGAACGACGGCUUCUUCUUGUUGAAGAGGCUCACUUUCAAGCUUAUCUGUGCGGCGCUCUGCUUUGGAUUCUCGGGCGCGGCUCGAGGUCUCGACUCAGGUCUUAUUGCUAGCACCGUUGCCGAACAGUCCUUUAUCAACCAGUUUAAUCUAGAGGCAGAAUAUCUCAGUGCAUCCCAGAAGGCAAAUCGGUUGUCAAACAUCACAUCCAUGGUGCACAUUGGCAGUUUGCCCGGUGCCAUCAUCGCGUUUAUGUGCAGCGAACGCAUUGGAAUACUUUGGACUGCCAGACAAUGUUGUUUGCUUUGGAUAUUAGGAUCGGUGAUCUUCAUCACAUCACACAACCUUGGCCAGGUCUAUGCCGGCCGGUUCAUAAUGGGACUGGGGAUUGGACAGUUUGGCGUCGUCGCUCCCCUUUACCUUGGUGAGGUUGCGCCCCGGGAGAUCCGUGGGAUGCUCGUGGGCACAUAUGGCAUGUCAGAAUACCUGGGAAUCAUGAUUGGAUACUUCUCCAUAUGGGGCGCGUCCAUCCAUAUACCCAACUCGAGUGCGAAACAGUGGAUUAUCCCACAAAGCAUCCAGAUUGUGUGGGCAGGCUUGCUCUUAUUCUCGUCACUGUUCUGCGAGGAAAGUCCGCGAUUCUUGUGUAGACAGGGACGCCCCAAAGCAGCACUGCAUGCCCUUGGACGGCUAUGGAACCUGUCGCCUUUGGACCCGGGAGUACACCUCGAAGUAGCGAAUGCUCAGAUGCAGCUUGAUCUCGAGCGUCAGGUAACACCAAAGAUACGAUUCAUCGGUGCCCUGAAGGAGCUCUUUGGGACGAAAUCUCACCUGAAGCGAAUCGCACUUGUCUUCGUCUUACAGUGCUUGGGCGAGUGGUCGGGCCCGAACUCGGUCACUACAUAUGCGCCCGAGCUAUUUGGGCUGUUCGGGAUCAAAGGCCAGUCGCAAAAGCUGUUUACUACGGCCAUUUUUGGUGCUGUCAAAUUCGCAUUCGCAUUGAUAUCUGCACUGUUCCUGAUCGAUUUUCUUGGAAGGCGGAAGACGCUCUAUAUCGGUCUCAUGAUUCAGGUUAUCGCGUUGACUUAUGACUCCAUAUUUCUAACCAUCUUCUCAUCGCUGUCGGGAGACUCGCAGCAGGAGCCAGCAGUGAGGCAUGCGGGGAUUGGCGCGAUCGCGAUGAUUUAUUUGGUCGGUGUUGGAUGGGCAUUGGGCUGGAACUCCAUCCAGUAUUUGAUCGCCGCAGAAUCCUUCCCGCUGCGAGUUCGGAUUGCAGGCGUGAGUCUAGUGACCCUCUGGCAUUAUGCCAACCGCAUCGGAAUAUCCAAGGCUACCACGGUGAUGCUGCUCGAGCACGACUCCUUGACGCCGAAAGGCACUUUUUGGUUUUUCACGGGCAUGUCUUUGCUGGGUCUUCUGGUUGCGUGGCGGUUCCUACCCGAGACCUCUGGCAAAGGGCUGGAGGAGACGAAUGAGAUGUACAGCAGCGGGCGGCAUGCCAAAUCCCCGCACGAGGCACAGGUAGACUUUUGA